UUUGUCCUGCUUUGGCUCAGUAACAUAAAUGUAAUGGAGUAAAAAUUACGAUAUGUACCCUCAAAAAUGUAGCGGGGUGAAAGUGUACAUACUCAAGUAAAAACACCUCAAACUUGUAUUUGAUUACAGUAUUUGAGAAGGACCAGAUGUUUAUUAACUGCACCCCAUCACAGGCGGCAACAUGGGUUCAUUUUACAAGGAGGCACCCGUAGUUUCAACACUUCGACGCUGGGACAGUCUCCUGAAUAUUUAACCUGGACCUUCGCUCUCUCUUGGGGCUGGAAUAACAUAAAAGUUGAGUGUCUUCGCUUCAUUCCAGGGAGCCAGGCUUGACAUGUCAGGCCUUGGUUGUGUGAGGGCGACCAGCAAGCGGCGCUUCAGCCCCGGCUCGACUCUCUGCGCCGCUGUCGCUGAACAUGUCCGCAGAGGAUCGGGUUACGCUACGCCCCAUCUUUAAGCCCCAGUCAGUGCGCCGUUAGCCGCAGGACAACACAGGAUAGGCUCUGAUACUGGCCGCCGGGGACGUGAAGGCUCCACACUCAUGCCUUGAAAAAGGGAAGAGCUUGGAAUUGCUGUUAAUGGAGAGAAAUCACAUUCGCCUGGAGUUGUCACAAUGAUAGAAACAAUGGAUACACAGCGUGCCUUGCAGGCGGUGGAGCGUCUCCAGGCCAAACUGAAGGAGCGGGGGGAGGUGCCCACCGAGGAGAAGCUCAGCCUGCUUAAAUCGGUGCUCCAGAGUCCCCUCUUCCACCAGAUCCUAGCCUUGCAGAAGUCCGUCCAGCAUCUCAGAGACCAGGGGAGUGUCCCAGCACCACGUGGGAGUGAUGUUGGUGAACACGCCACUGCAGUCAAGCCCAAUGGCGGCCAUGUUUCCUACUCAGACACAUCAGCUGCUACGUCUGUCAAUGGCAAGACACCAUCUGAAGAAUUUGAUCACAUUAUUCACUCCAUGGCACAGGGGCGCAUCGUGACCCAUGCAGAGCUGGAGAAGCCGACUUCAGGAGGUCUCGGCUUCAGUGUGGUGGGCCUAAAGAGCGAGAACCGUGGAGAGCUCGGCAUUUUCAUCCAGGAAAUUCAACCAGGAAGCGUGGCUCACAGUGACGGGAAGCUCAAAGAAGCUGAUCAGAUCUUGGCUAUCAAUGGCCAGCCCCUGGACCAGACGGUGACCCACCAGCAGGCGAUAGGCAUCCUGCAAAGUGCUUCAGAGAGGGUGCAGCUCACGGUGGCAAGAGGACCCAUCCCUCACCUGCCCAGUCCUGUCGUGUCCCGCACGCCCUCCGCUGCAAGUACACUGUCAGCCAACUCAAGCGCGUGGCAGCAUGUGGAGACGAUUGAGCUGGUCAACGAUGGCACUGGUCUCGGCUUUGGUAUCGUGGGAGGAAAGACCACUGGGGUUAUUGUGAAAACCAUCCUUCCUGGAGGCAUAGCUGAUCAGGAUGGCCGCCUGCGCAGUGGGGACCAUAUUCUAAGAAUUGGAGACACUGAUCUGUACGGCAUGGGUAGUGAACAGGUGGCUCAGGUCCUCAGGCAGUGUGGGAACAGGGUGAAGCUGGUGGUCACCAGGGGUCCUGUGGAUGAGACCCCUGCCGUCUCUGCUAUCAUGCCUGUGGUGCUGCCUACUGUCAAUGAACACCAGGACUAUGAGGAAGAGGAUGCUGAAGCAUUUGAUGUGAGCCUUACCAAGAACACCCAGGGACUGGGAAUCACUAUUGCUGGCUAUGUUGGAGAUAAGAAUUCAGAGCCCUCUGGCAUUUUUGUUAAGAGCAUAACAAAAGACAGUGCUGUAGAUCAAGAUGGCCGUGUUCAUGUUGGGGACCAGAUAAUAGCUGUCGAUGGUGUUAACAUCCAGGGAUACACCAAUCAACAGGCAGUGGAGGUGCUCAGACACACAGGCCAGACAGUCCACCUUAAGCUGAUCCGGCGGGGCUUCAGGCCUGAAGAGAUCCCCCCAGCCGUGGCCCCCAGUGUCACCGUCCUGCCUCCUUACACCACCAUCCCCACCACCACCACCGUCAUGAGGGAGCUAGAGUUGGAAAGGAUGAAGGCUGAGGAGGCUGCUCAAGUCACCACAGAUGAAAAGCCGCUUCAGACAAAGAGUGAAGGAUCUGAUGUCAGCCCAGCCACGGAUCAGCUAACAGAAGACAAACAUGUGAUGAAGCUGACGCCCUUUGAAGAGGAGGAACUAAUGAAGAAGUGGCAAGAAAUUCUUGGUCCAAGUAAUGAAGUUGUAGUGGCUCAGGUGGAGAAGUUCAGUGAGAACAGUGGCCUGGGCAUCAGUCUGGAAGCCAACAGCGGGCAUCAUUACAUCCGCUCUGUUCUACCUGAGGGACCUGUGGGUCGCUGUGGCAAGCUGUUCAGUGGAGAUGAACUGCUCGAGGUCAAUGGUAUAUCCCUAAUUGGUGAGACCCACAAGGAAGUAGUCAGAAUCUUGAAGGAGCUUCCACUGUGUGUAUACAUGACAUGCUGUAGGCCCGCCCCUCACCUGCAGACUGACAUGGAUGCAGUUCAACCAGAGUCAGAAGCUUUGGUCACAGCACCCGAAUUACAGAAACAAAUAGACCUGAGCAGCGUACUGGUUGCUGAAGACUCAGAAGUGAACGCAGCAACAGUGUCACAGGAUAAUGUGACAGAGGAGGCGAUGGGAUCUCCUUUGGCGAUGUGGGAGCUGGAGAUCCAGAAUAUCGAGCUUGAAAAGGGAGAAGGGGGAUUGGGAUUCAGCAUUCUGGACUACCAGGACCCGUUGGACCCUGCCAAGACAGUGAUUGUGAUUCGCUCUCUGGUCCCCAAUGGCGUAGCGGAGCAGGAUGGCAGACUGCUGCCAGGAGACCGACUCAUGUACGUUAACGCCACCAACCUGGAGAACUCCAGCCUGGAGGAUGCUGUCCAGGCCUUGAAGGGGGCCAUGCUCGGCAAGGUCCAGAUAGGAGUAGCCAAGCCUCUGCCUGGAAUAUGUGGAUAUUCCCACUCUCCACACCCAUAUGGUGAGCAGGAAAUAACUCCAUCAUCCACCAUCCAUUCAUUUGACUUCAACAGUAUUUUGGUUGAAGAAGGCGAGGAAGAAGGACUGACUGAGGGCAUCGUUUACCGAGCAGAGCCUGCAUUGAUUGACACCAGCGAAGCAGACCUGUCUGAUGAAAAGGUGUUGGAUCACACUUACUCUGGAAUGGAGGACGACACUUUCCAGGCGUCCAUGAUUGCUCUUCAUGGAAGCACGUGCAGCACAGACCUGGAUUACCUGCACUCAUCUACACCCAAGCUGACAGCUCGCCUGGACUUGCUGGAGGAACAUCCCCACUUUGCGGCACCAUCCAGCCUCGCUGAUGACACUGAAGCAUUCUCUCCGGAGAAACCUUUCACUCCUCCGAGUUUUAGAGGUCACGUCCCAGAUUUUAAUGCCAUGCUGAGCAGUUCGGAUCGGUACCUGGCAGAGCACUCCACCACCGAGGAACCAUUUGCAGAAUUAGGGACCCGAUCAAAUAUCCCAGAAGAACCUGUGGAGUCUCUCCACUAUCAGAAGGAGCCAGCCUUGAAUUUUGGAGAUAUUGGAGACAUAAAGAUUUUGUUUAAGGACGAGGACGAUGGUGUGAAAGAAUCCGCAGAAGACGGCGACAAGGAAGCGCUGACCUCAGGGAGCAAUUUUGAAAGGACUAUCACAGUUGUCAAGGGCAACUCCAGCCUCGGGAUGACAGUGAGCGCCAUGAAAGAUGGUCUGGGAAUGCUGAUCCGGAGUAUAAUCCACGGCGGGUCGAUUAGCCGUGAUGGACGUCUUGGUGUCGGUGAUCUCAUCCUGGCCAUCAAUGGGGAGCCCACAGCCAACCUGACCAACGCUCAGGCUCGGGCCAUGCUUAGAAGACACUCGCUCAUUGGACCGGACCUGGGAUCUGCUUGUGCACCUGAGGACGAUCUGUGCCCAUUUUAUGUCAUUACAUAUGUUCCAGCAGAGUAUCUGGAGGAGUAUAAGGCCAGUUUAGAGCAGGCUAAAGACGAUGUCUUCCCAGAGACGACUCCAGUCCCAGUUGCAGUUCCAGUCCUAAAAGAUAUUCCUAACCUGCCCGAACGGGAAGAUGGAGAGGGAGAGGAGAGUGCCACUUACAGCAACUGGAACCAACCCAGGAAAGUGGAGCUCUUCCGAGCGGCAGGCAAGUCCCUGGGAAUCAGCAUUGUUGGGGGUCGAGGGAUGGGCAGCAGGCUGAGCAAUGGAGAGGUGAUGAGGGGCAUUUUUAUCAAGCACAUCCUGGAGGACAGUCCUGCCGGACAGAACGGGACCCUGAAGACUGGAGACAGGAUUGUAGAGGUGGAUGGAGUAGACCUGAGAGAUGCUAGUCACGAGGAGGCUGUCGAGGCUAUACGCAGGGCAGGCAACCCUGUCUCCUUCUUAGUCCAGAGUAUUAUCCACAGGCCCAGGAAGCCGCCCCUGCCCUUUCCGAAGCUAAAUAGCCACCACGGGUCAAGCCUCUGCUGCACUAAUCAAACCUGCUUAGCGCCUGCCCUCCCUCAGCAGUCAUCGAUAACAGACUCCAGUGAGGAGAGAGCCGCGGCCAUGACGAAGGACAGCAAGGACAAGGAGGGUGACAGUCACAGUAGACUUUUCCUCCGCCUCUCCCCAACUAACCCUUUCACUCCUACCCCGUUUAAGCUAGCGAAGCGUGAAGCGGCGAAGGCAUCUCCCACCAGCGCUGUCCUCCUCCUGCCAGUGGUGCCCCAUGUGGGAGAGACUGAUACAGACACGCUGACAGAGAUUCCUGGCAGACCUGCUGAGGCGGAGGAGGUGGAGGAGGAGGUGGUGGAGGAGGAGGUGGAGGAUGAGUUUGGAUACAGCUGGAAGAACAUAAUCCAGCGCUAUGGCAGCCUCCCAGGCGUCCUGCACAUGAUCGAGCUGGAGAAAGGGAAGACAGGCCUGGGCCUCAGCCUGGCCGGGAACAGGGACCGCUCCCGCAUGAGCGUGUUUGUGGUGGGAAUAGACCCCAACGGGGCGGCCGGCAGAGACGGGCGUAUGGUGGUGGGGGACGAGCUGCUGGAGAUCAACGGGCAGGUUCUUUAUGGCCACAGUCACCAGAAUGCAUCCUCCAUUAUUAAGAGCUCACCUUCCAAAGUCAAAAUCAUCUUUAUCAGGAACACGGAGGCGCUGAACCAGAUGGCCGUGGGACCGGUGAAAGAGCACGAGGGAGACACAGUGGAGCCCCACGCUGAGCCCGAAACAACGGCUGCUAACGGCGACGCUGAUGCUUCAAAACACGUGCAUCACAUCAUAAACCUGAAGGAGGACGGCGGUCUUGGCAUCACCUUUGAGGAAGGCAACACUGAGAGCGGAGUUGAGAUUCAAAGUAUCUCUGAAGUGAAAGGGCAUACAGGCAAAGAGGGCUGCAUGAAACCAGGGGACAGACUCCUAGCUGUGAAUGGCGAAUCAGUUCUUGGCUACACCUCUGAAAAGGUGAAUUCUCUCCUGAGAAAAGCCAAAGGCCCAGUGAAGCUAACCUUCUCUACAAAUGAGACCCCCUCCUCCUUCUCCUCUCCCCAGCCAACCUGCCACGAUGUUGGCUGCCCUGAUGACGUCCUCACGAGUCUGCCCAGCGUGCCGAGUGCCACCACGACUACUUUGAGUCAACCAGAGGUGGAGGCCGGCACAAGUCCGAGUCGCUCGUCCACUCCUUCCACUCUGGCCUGCGACCCGACGACCUGUCCCAUCAUCCCCGGCUGUGAGACCACCAUCGACAUCUCGAAGGGCCGCACAGGCCUGGGCCUUAGCAUCGUGGGAGGCUGUGACACCCUGUUGGGCGCCAUCAUUAUCCAUGAAGUCUACGAGGAAGGGGCAGCCUCCAAGGAUGGCAGGCUUUGGGCAGGAGACCAAAUCUUAGAGGUAAAUGGAAUCGAUCUGCGUGAAGCCAGCCACGAUGAAGCCAUCAAUGUGCUGCGGCAAACCCCGCAGAGAGUCCGGCUGGUGGUCUACAGGGACGAGGCCCAGUACAAGGAGGAGGACUUGUGGGACUCGUUCACCAUAGAGCUCCAUAAGAAGCCGGGCCAGGGCCUGGGCCUGAGCAUCGUAGGGAGGAGGAAUGACACAGGAGUGUUUGUAUCCGACAUUGUGAAGGGAGGUUUGGUGGACACUGACGGUCAACUGAUGCAGGGCGACCAGAUCCUGUCAGUCAACGGUGAGGAUGUCAGGUCAGCCACUCAGGAGGCCACGGCAGCACUACUCAAGUGCUGUGUGGGGCCUAUAAAAAUGGAAGUAGGGAGGUUCAAGGCGGGUCCCUUCCACUCCGAAAGGAGGCUGUCUCAAAGUAGUCAGAUGGAGGAAACAGGCAGCUCCAAGGUGGCCUCGCAGUGCUCAGAGUCUGGAAACCUCCCUGAUGACCCUGAGAAACAAAGCAGGAGACCAGAUUCUCCAGAGAAACAGGACACCAGAACAGUUGAAUUCACUAAAGGUCCCAAUGAGUCUCUGGGUAUCAGUAUAGCAGGUGGCGUCGGGAGUCCUCUGGGUGACAUACCCAUCUUUAUCGCCAUGAUGAAUCCCGUUGGUGUGGCUGCUCAGACCCAGAAGCUCAAGAUUGGAGACCGCAUUGUCAGUAUCUGUGGAACCUCCGCUGAAGGAAUGAGCCACUCACAGGCUGUCAACCUGCUGAAGAACGCCACGGGCUCAAUACAGCUGCAGGUGGUUGCGGGCGGUGACGCCACAGUGACGGGUCCCUCUCAGGAGCAGCAGGCAGCUGGAGGUCUCACGCCCAGCUGCAUCUUCCAGGAUGACAUCGGCCCUCCUCAGUAUAAGACUAUCACUCUUGGAAGAGGACCAGACGGACUGGGUUUCAGUAUAGUCGGAGGUUACGGCAGCCCACAUGGAGACCUGCCUAUCUAUGUCAAAACAGUUUUUGGAAAGGGGGCAGCAGCAGAGGAUGGCCGUCUGAAGAGAGGAGACCAGAUCAUGGCCGUCAACGGGCAGACUUUGGAAGGCGUCACACACGAAGAAGCUGUUGGCAUCCUGAAGAGAACCAAAGGAACUGUCACACUCACUGUGCUGUCAUAGACACACAUAUGCAAACACCCACAAACACACACUAUCUCCACUGCUUUUCCUGCUUUGUUGCACCUGAAGUUAUCCACAUCUACACAGACUGAAACUUUUGAAGGAGCAGCACACCUCGCAGGUGUGACCAGCAAUAUUUCACAACUAGAAAACUGUGCACACUGAAGCAUGAACAACCGUACACUGAUAAUCAUGAAGAAACUUAAUGCUCACUGUAGCUUUGAACACUGUGAUAAAACCGACUUCCGAGAGGAACCUUUCUCACUGAAACAGUAAACUGGAAAUAAGUAUGUCAAGAAGAUAUAUGAAUUCACAAUUUUCAGUUUUAACUAGUUUAUGCUAUGAGAAUCUCAAAGAGGUUGUAAAUACGUAUUAGAAAACCAUAGCUCAACUCAAGUACAUUCCAUUGCUAUGGUAUGAAGUAUUCACACAUGCGUUUCCUGUAUUGAAAUUGAUUUUCAGAUCAUUAUUUCUUAGUAUUUUACAACAGAGUAUUUCUACAGAACAGAGGCCUAUUUUCCAAGGUUUUUUACUGUCUGGGGUCUUACAGGGGUGACCUCCCUGUAAAUUCAGAGCAUGAUAUGGCAUGAAAAUGCCCUUGAGGCAAUUAGCAGAUUAGCAGGGUUUAGCAAAUGGCCAUAUUAGCUGAUAAUAGCAUUAUUGUGUCUGUUUCAUUGCACUGCUGUUGGCAAAUCACCAUACUGAUUUUCCGGAGAGGCUGAUGCUGCUGUAACUGGUGUUAGUCAACUUUUAUCAUGAAGUCACUGUUGUUGUAGUAAAAUUGGCCAAGAGAGCAUUUUUUAUGUGCUAAAGGCUAGAAGUCUGAUAUUGUAAAUACAGUGUGUGAACACUUCCCUGGAGGGAAAGAUGUGAAAUCCUUGAUGUCUUGGUCCUUAAUCGAAGAAGUGUGGUGAGUUCACACUCGACUAGAUGAGGAAGUGUGUAUGUGUGUGUGUUUGUGUGUGAAACUGAAAGAUUUAUGGGAACCAAAAAUGCUGGACCCCAUAACGUAUAUCAUGAAUUUUUAGGGUGAAGUGUUUUGGAUAGAAGUGGUUAGGGUUUGGCUCCAGGAAAUGAAUGGAAGUCUUUGUAGUGUCCCCAAAACUGAUGAAAACAAGGUGUGUCUGUGCGUGUGUGUGCGUUUUACCGUGUGUGUGUGUGUGUGUGUGUGUGUGUCUUACUCACUGAAAUAAUUGUGCUGCUAAAGCCCACAGAUGUAUAAGGUAUUAUGUCACAGUAUUUUGAUUUUUUAAAGUAUUAAGUUUAUGUUCACUUGAUGAAAGUGCACAGCAAAGUAAAUCACCUCCUAUUCGGAUGAGUAGUUAAACCUGUCAGGUGAUUACAUAAUGGACCUGAGCUCAAUCUGACCUCAUUAUUUACCCAGAAUGAAGGCAUCAACAGUAAUGUGUAGUUUCCAAAGUCAUUAGCUGUGUGUUGUUUGGUCUAGCUUCAGAAGAAGUUGUCUGUUCUCUGUCUUAUCACCUUAAGUAUGUCACUCUAGUACUGUCAAAGUGACAGUAUUGAAUUUAUUCACACUGAAUUAAAUAAAAGUGACCUUUGGAUUCAA
This is a messenger RNA of Acanthopagrus latus (yellowfin seabream), 8585 nucleotides long. Its product is annotated as multiple PDZ domain protein. The transcript is spliced from 49 exons. The record is from RefSeq and is a predicted model, not a curated record. Lineage: Eukaryota; Metazoa; Chordata; Actinopteri; Spariformes; Sparidae. The coding region runs from base 614 to 7018 and encodes 2134 amino acids. Gene Ontology annotation, molecular function: protein binding.